Molecule: messenger RNA, 1041 nt
Organism: Drosophila novamexicana
Lineage: Eukaryota; Metazoa; Arthropoda; Insecta; Diptera; Drosophilidae
Exons: 2
Coding region: 1-1041 (346 amino acids)
Biological process (GO): arachidonate secretion; phospholipid metabolic process; lipid catabolic process
Molecular function (GO): calcium ion binding; A2-type glycerophospholipase activity
Source: RefSeq, a predicted model, not a curated record
AUGUGGUUGGCUAUGCUGCUGCUGCUGCUGCUGCCGCUGCAGUGUCUGGGCGACAUGGUGGUGGAUGACAUAUGGAACGCCUUCAGGGCUGUGACCAAUGACAGCGCCUUGCUGGAGCACCUGAUACCGGAAAUGUACGGCGCCAGCAUGACAAAUGCGAAUCCAAGCUUCACAUUCAAAAUGCCCAACGAGCAGCUGUUGACAAUGCAGCGAUCCGAUUUUGCGGCACCAAUCUUUCCGAAUAUCACAAAGCAGCCGCAGAUAAUUGUGGAGGGCAACACGCAUGCGGUCAAGUCCAGUUCGGGGGCAUGGCAGCAGCUGGGUCUGCCGGGCUGGACGGGCGAGCUGGAGCGUCCGGCGGGCUGGCUGGAGCAGACGCACAGGGAUGCAGCACAACAAAAACAACAGGAGCCACAGUUAAGCUACCCGCUGCCGGAUUAUCCACGCACUGAGAUUUUACUUGACCUAAAGGGCCAACAGCUGGAUGGACGCGUCACGGACAUACGCGUCAUAGCUGCCAAUCCGGCGGAGGCGCAACGCGAGGAUCUGCUGAAUGCACAGAAUGUGUACAUUGCGCGCGCCAACGAUCCCUUCGGCUACUCCAUGAAGUGGGCCUGGAGCAAUGAGACGCAGCGGGGCAAACGGGACGUGGCCAAGCUCUACUCGAUGAUCAAGUGCUCCACCAACUGUGAUCCGUUGAUCUACAAGGGCUACGGCUGCUAUUGCGGCUUUGGGGGUCACGGCGUGCCCAACGAUGGCAUCGAUCGCUGUUGCCGGCUGCACGACAAGUGCUAUGGCCAGAGCAACUGCAUCUCCUACCUCGAGUACUUUGUGCCCUAUGUGUGGAAAUGCUAUCGCGGCAAGCCGCUGUGCGCCAUCGAUCACGGCGAGUGGGGUGGCCCGGACUCGUGUGCGGCCCGGCUGUGCCAAUGUGAUCUGAGGCUCUCCCGUUGUCUGCGCAAGUUCUAUUGCCCGAACCGACGCGCCAUUUGCCGCUCGUCGCGCACCAGAAGACUCCAAAAUCUGAUAUACUUUGAUUAA